CUCCAGCCGCUGUGGCUCGGGCGGCGGCGUGACUGCGGGCCGCCCCCUGAGGCGCACGGGGUGGGCGCGCCGACGCCAUGUCGGGCCCACCGCAGCCGAUGACCCGCCCUGCGGGGGCUGCGGCUCUGGAGCUGGACUGGCAGCAGGCCGAGGGCCCCGCAGACGGCGCCAGGCGCUCCUCUUGCAGGGGCAGUCUGUUGGAGCCAGCUGCUGGCCGCGGUGGAGAUGUGUAGUCCUUGCGUCUGCCGCCUGCUCGGCCCUCGGCGUCGGGUUCUUUGGCCUGCGCGGCAUCGGCGCGGCGUCGCCGUCGUGGAAUUCAGUUGUUGGCAUGCAGGAAGAACGGCACUGCACCGCGGUCGCCGGGCAUGACGUCUGGGGCGAUAUUCUCGGGCCCACUGUAGGCAAGCACCCCCACGUAUCUUUCGAGCAGUGCAAGACCCUGUGCAUGAACAGCCAGUCCGGGUGCGGCUGCUACGCGUGGGACGUGAGCCGUGGGCGUACGUGCUGGCUGAAGAGGAACUGUGGGGACUUUUACGUAUGGGGCGAGACUGAUGAUAUGGUGGCAGGGAGGUGCGCUGGGCCAGUACCGCCCCCACCGACGCCGUCUCCAACAGCUGUGCCACCGACACCGUCUCCAACAGCUGUGCCACCGACGCCGUCUCCAACAGCUGUGCCACUGACGCCGUCUCCAACAGCUGUGCCACCGACGCCGUCUCCAACAGCUGUUCCACUGACGCCGUCUCCAACAGCUGUGCCACCGACGCCGUCUCCAACAGCUGUGCCACCGACGCCGUCUCCAACAGCUGUGCCACCGACACCGUCUCCAACAGCUGUGGCACCGACACCGUCUCCAACAGCUGUGGCACCGACACCGGCUCCGACAAGGCGGCGGCGACGUCGGCGGCGACGACGCCGAGGCACCCUUCCCGCCGGGCUGCACCGAGCAUGGCCACAACGUGUGCGAGGCGCUGCCUGGACAGGAGAGGUGUCAGGGACGUCCCUGGAGGGCGCGGUGGAGCUGACAGCAGAGGGGUGUCACACCGCGUGCGAGCUGCGGGCAGAGUGCGGCUGUUACGAGUUCGAUCCCAGCGCUGCGCCAGCGAGGCAGUGCACGCUGAUGAGCCAGUGCCGGGACUUCAACGAUGUGGACGAGCCAAAGGUAUCUGGCUCGUGCCAGAUCUGUGACUGGUGCACCCCGAAGCUUCCAUCGACGCCCGAUCUGGUCAUUCCUUUCUUCGAGCGGGACAUGUGCAAGAUGCGCAUGACCGCCGCUUCCAUCGAAGCACACGACCCGCACCAUUUCAUUGGCGACGUACACCUCUUGUGGCUCUCGAAGAAACCUCCGAGUGACUACGCAAACGACAUUGAAUACAUUACAGGCGUCAUCAACAAAUCGCAUAAGUCGCACCUCCACGACAUGUCCUUCAUGUUCUCGGAGACCGAGAUUGAAGGAUGGUUCCUUCAGCAGGUCAUGAAGCUGAAGGCAGCUUCGCUGGUCCAGGCGCCUUUCUAUGUUGUCUUGGAUGCGAAAAACACGUUCAUCAAAGACGUUGAGCAGUUCACAUUCAUGAGCCCAUGCAACACAGGCCUGAUAUACGCAGACAGUGACUUUUCUAGUUUGGGGGAAAAGCAGGAUUGGUACCUCAAGUCGGCCGAUGCACUUGGAGUCAGCCUACCGCAGGACCGAAAAUGGUCAGCGUCUGUCACCCCAGUUGUGAUGCAUACGAAAACCGUGAAAGAUAUGCUAGGCCAAUUGAGCGAGGAUGCAACUCCUUGGGAGCUUUGCAGCGGACCUUUAUGCGGGUACAUAGAAAAAGGUGCAACCGAGUUUGCAUUGUACUAUUCAUAUAUAGCUGCUGUAUCGGAUGAGAGGUGUAUACACGCGACUGUGCCUAAGAGUCCCGCAGUAGCUUUCUGGCGCGGAAUUGACGGCGAUACAAAAGAGAGCACUUGCAAUUCUGUUGCAGGCGGGGAGAGGGGAGUCGUCAUGUUCGGAGCACAGAGCGGUGCUGACAGCGAAUUCGAUGAAGAUCAGCGCAAGCGGAUUGCAGCCUGCUUUGCCGAUAUCUACGCUUCAGCGGGUCUCCAUGAUCCCGAGCGAACGUCGGAUGCAGUACUGAUGCAAUGCGUGGUCGGUGCAUGAGGCAUUCAAAGGAUGCUCGCACGCCUUCCGUGCGCACGUUUUUUCAGCAACCUACGUCAGUAAUUCAAUCGAGCAGUGAAUAGGUAUGCCGACACAUCCGUGAUCGCUCCACCGCCGGUAUCCACGAACUUGAGAGCAUCGACGCUCCGUAAGCAUCAUCGUUGUGAUCCUC
This is a messenger RNA of Prorocentrum cordatum, 2315 nucleotides long. Lineage: Eukaryota; Dinophyceae; Prorocentrales; Prorocentraceae. The record is from the annotation of a GenBank genome assembly.